UUACGUCCACCAUUACCUGGGUGUGGUGCGUCGUGCUGUGAGUCGGCAGAAAGAGAGAGGUGAUUUCGCGUUCCUCAGCCGGUAUUGCCAAAUACCGCGGUCUGCGUUCGGGAACGGUAACGAACGGACGAGUACGUUUAACUGAAGUGACGCCACAGUCAUAAAACGGCUCGAAAUGUCGUCCGACACCAAAAAACCCUUUAUCCGUCUACCAAGUAACGUAAGGCCUUAUCACUACGAGAUCGCAUUGGAGCCCAAUUUGUCUACUUUCGUUUUCGAAGGGACAGAGCGCAUCGAUAUCGACGUAAAAGAAUCAACCGAUACGAUUAUCUUAAAUUGUUUGGACAUCGAAAUACAAGUCGUAGUAUAUCUGGACAAAGAUGGUCACGAAGUUAAACCGGAUGAAAUUACCUUGUCGGAAGAUGACGAGACCGUAACAUUGGUGUUUGCAGAAAAACUCCCCGUAGGAAAAGUUGGCAGCCUUUGCUUUAAGUUUAAGGGCGAAAUCAACGAUAGAAUGAAGGGCCUUUACCGGAGCAAAUAUACAAGGCCCGACGGGAGCUCGGACUAUGGCGCGGUGACACAAUUCGAACCUACCGAUGCUAGACGCUGCUUUCCUUGCUGGGACGAACCGGCAUUGAAGGCUACGUUCGACAUUGUUUUGACCGUUCCAAAAAACCUAACCGCUCUGUCCAACAUGCCCGUCAAAAGUCAUGUGGAAGAGGGCACCACAAAAACCCUCGUAUUCGAGAGAACUCCGAUAAUGUCCACUUACCUGGUAGCCGUGGUGAUAGGAGAGUUCGACAGCGUCGAGGGCAAGACGUCGGAUGGAGUCCUCGUGCGAGUCUACACUCCGACGUCCAAGAAGGAGCAAGGAUCCUUCGCCCUGGAGGUGACCACGAAAGUGCUGCCCUUCUACAAGUCCUACUUUGGCAUAGCCUACCCUCUGCCGAAGAUCGACCUGGUGGCCAUUUCCGACUUCUCGUCCGGGGCGAUGGAGAACUGGGGCCUGGUCACAUUCCGAGAGACGUGCCUCCUGGUGGAUGAGCGGAACACGUCCGCGUCGCGGAAACAAUGGAUCGCCCUGGUCACGGCCCACGAGCUGGCCCACCAGUGGUUCGGUAACCUGGUCACGAUGCAGUGGUGGACUCACCUGUGGCUCAACGAGGGCUACGCGUCCUUCGUCGAGUUCCUGUGCGUGGCGCACCUGUUCCCGGAGUACGACAUUUGGACGCAGUUCGUCACCGAUACCUACAUCCGGGCCCUGGAGCUCGACGGCCUGAAGACCAGCCACCCGAUAGAGGUCCCCGUGGGCCACCCCUCGGAGAUCGACGAGAUCUUUGACGACAUCUCCUACAACAAGGGGGCCAGCGUGAUCCGCAUGCUGCACGCCUACGUCGGGGACGCGCAUUUCCGAAAGGGCAUGAACCUGUACCUGAACCGGCACAAGUACGAGAACGCCUACACCGAGGACCUGUGGACGGCCCUGGGCCAGGCCAGCAAGAAGCCCGUGCACGCGGUCAUGUCCACGUGGACGAAGCAGCAGGGCUUCCCGGUGGUCAGGGUCGAGCAGCAGCAGAGGGGCGCCGACCGGGUGCUCUCGCUGUCUCAGGAGAGAUUCGUGGCCGACGGCUCGGCCGACGACGAGAGGGGUCUCUGGAUGGUUCCGAUAAGCGUGAGCACGUCGGCGGAGCCCCGGGUCGCCCGGGUCACGACCAUGAUGAGCGAGCGGACCAUGAACGUCGUCCUGGAGGACGUGCCGGCCGACGCCUGGGUCAAGGUGAAUCCGGGCACCGUGGGCUUCUAUCGCACCAGAUACGACUCGGAGGCGCUCUCCCGGUUCCUGCCGGCCAUCGAGGACCGCAGUCUGCCGCCCCUCGACCGGUUGGGCCUCCUGGACGACCUCUUCGCCAUGGUGCAGGCCGGCCACGACUCCACGGUCGAGGUGCUGCGACUGACGGAGGCCUUCCGCGCCGAGGACGACUACACCGUGUGGUUGAGCGUGGUCAACUGCCUGAGCAAGAUCGGCGCGCUGAUCGAGCACCUGGAGUUCGAGGGGGCUUUCAAGGCGUUCGUCCGGUCCCUCCUCGCGGGGACGAGGGACCGCCUCGGCUGGGACGCCAAGCCCGGCGAGAGCCACCUGGACACGCUGCUGCGCUCGCUCGUCCUCGGGCGCAUGGCCGUGCUCGACGACGAGGAGACGGUCCGCGAGGCCAAGCGCCGAUUCGAGCUGCACCUCUCGGGCGAGGAGACGCUGUCGGCCGACCUGCGCAGCCCCGUCUACCGGGCCGUCCUCGCCUCGGGUGGCGCCGAGACCUUCGAGGCCGUGCUCGGCCUCUAUCGCAACACCGACCUCCACGAGGAGAAGGACCGGCUGAUGCGCGCCUUCGGCGCCAUCCGGGACGAGGCCCUGCUGGCCAAGGUCCUCGAGUUCGCCAUGAGCGAGGAGGUCCGCUCCCAGGACACGGUCUUCGUCAUCCUGUCGGUCGCCACGUCCUACCGGGGCAGGCACCUGGCCUGGCGAUUCCUCAAGGACAACUGGGAGGUCCUGAAGGACCGCUACAACCGGUGCGGCUUCCUCUUCUGCCGGUUGGUCAAGUCCACCACCGAGAACUUCGUCACCGAGGAGCAGGCCCGGGACGUCGAGGAGUUCUUCGCGGCCCAUCCGACCUCCGGCAUCGAGAGGAACGUCCGGCAGAGCCUCGAGAUCAUCCGGCUGAACAUCGCCUGGCUCGCGAGGGACACCGAGGACAUGAGGAAGUUCCUUCUGUCGCGGGACCAGUAGACGGCCCCGGGACGAUUCCUUCUUACUUUUCUACCGAGCGCCGAGACGUUCGUCCUCGUGUACCGCGAUUCUCGACAAAUAUACCGAUCUUUUCCUCGA
This is a messenger RNA of Orussus abietinus, 2884 nucleotides long. RefSeq names its product puromycin-sensitive aminopeptidase (gene Psa). Gene Ontology annotation, biological process: proteolysis; peptide catabolic process. The coding region runs from base 176 to 2785 and encodes 869 amino acids. The transcript is spliced from 4 exons. The record is from RefSeq and is a predicted model, not a curated record. Gene Ontology annotation, cellular component: cytoplasm. Lineage: Eukaryota; Metazoa; Arthropoda; Insecta; Hymenoptera; Orussidae. Gene Ontology annotation, molecular function: zinc ion binding; peptide binding; metalloaminopeptidase activity.